CGGAGAUGCCGGCGGGGCUGCUGCUUGGGACGGCGCGCAGGGCGGCCCUGGGCCCGCUGGAGCCCGCGCUGGGCGGUUUGAAGGCAAUAUGGGGAAGCGGCCGGCAUUUUUGUUCUACUCUUUCUAAGGAUGUGACUUAUAGGGAACUAAAAACCCUACUGAACUCCAAAGACAUUGUAUUAAUUGAUGUUAGAGAUACAUGGGAAAUUCUUGAGCAUGGAAAAAUACCUGGAUCAAUCAACAUACCAUUGGAUGAGGUAGGUGAAGCUCUACAGAUGACUCCAAGGGACUUCAGAGAGAGGUACCAUAAAGUGAAGCCAUCCAAAUCUGACAGUCUGGUGUUCUCUUGUUUAGCUGGAGUGAGGAGUAAGAAGGCCAUGGACACAGCAAUAUCGCUGGGCUUUAGCAGGGCUCAACACUAUGCUGGAGGAUGGAAGGAAUGGGUAACCUAUGAAAUCUCAGAAAAGAAACAAGAAAAUUAGCACUUGGAAUAACAGACUCUGUGUUCAUAUAUCCAAGGAUAGUGAAUUAAGCAAAAGGAAAAUCCAGUCUUGGCACCAAAGGCUAACAAAUUUUGUAUAACUGCUUGGCAACUGUUUUCCUCCUCUGUGAAAUGAAGAUCCUGCUCCCCUGAACAUUUUCAAAGUCUACUGAGGACAGAUCAUAUGAAUUGCCAUUAAAAUAUACAGGCUCUACAUUUAUUUAUUUUUCAUUAUUCUCUCAUAUAUUACUUUCUGACCACAAUUCCUCCUUCCUCUAUAAUUAAUUUUUAAGCAUUUUGGUAUUCCUAAAGAUCAGGUAGAUUGUAUCACCAAAUUGUGUGUGAUCAUGGGCAUGAGCAAAAACAGUGAAUUAACAAGCAAUUUCAAUUUCAAACAAUGACAAAGCAUUUGGUUUUAGGCUCGUGCUUGUAGUUCCAAUACUCAGGAGGUUGAGGCAGGCAGAUUGCUAUGUGUUUGAGGCCAGCCUGUACUCCACAGACCCUCUUUCAAAAGAAAAGGGAAGAGAAGAGAAGAAAAGAAAAGAAAUGAAAAAAAAAAAAAAGAGAAAAGAAAAAGGAAAGAAUCCGGGGUCUGGAAAAGUCAACUCUAAACAGGAAAACACAUUCACAGCCUCUGAAGACUCAUGUCAAUGUGCGACCAGAAUAGUAAAAAUGCAACUAAUUUUAAAAUAUGGGUUAUGACUUUGGAGAGCAAACUAACCUCAAAGAGGCCAGGAAAUUUUGUAGGCCAGGAAAUGUUCUGUGGCAUGACUGAAAUGUCAGGGGGUGUGUCAAAACCCAUCAAAGCAAAUAUAAAGAUAUGUGUUUUACAAGUAAUAUACCCCAGUGUGGAAACUAAUAAAAACAAGUGUUAUCCAAGCUUGA
Molecule: messenger RNA, 1366 nt
Organism: Psammomys obesus (fat sand rat)
Lineage: Eukaryota; Metazoa; Chordata; Mammalia; Rodentia; Muridae
Gene: Tstd3
Product: thiosulfate sulfurtransferase like domain containing 3
Exons: 4
Coding region: 6-482 (158 amino acids)
Cellular component (GO): mitochondrion
Molecular function (GO): thiosulfate-cyanide sulfurtransferase activity
Source: RefSeq, a predicted model, not a curated record